Molecule: messenger RNA, 1884 nt
Organism: Aureobasidium vineae
Lineage: Eukaryota; Fungi; Ascomycota; Dothideomycetes; Dothideales; Saccotheciaceae
Source: the annotation of a GenBank genome assembly
AUGAGCUUCGGCUGGUCCAUCAGCGAUGUCAUACUGCUCGCACAGUACAGCUGGAAGGUGUAUAAAAGCUUCGCGGAUGGCAGCUACAACGCUACCAACGAGUACGAGUGUUUCAAGAGAGAAUAUCGACAAGUAAUCACCUGUCUCGAAAGGCUUGUCAAUGUCAGUCCCGAUCUCGCUUCUCUUGCAGGUUUCGACGAGACCUUUGGAGAUACUAUCAAGUUCAUCGACAAGCACCGCGUCCUCACUGCAAGAACGACGCGCCCUUUGAUUACCAAUCUACCACAAAGCAGCAGUAGGUUCAAGGAUUUUCUAGAGCGAGUCGGCCAUGGAUAUCAGACGGCAACGUGGCCCGUAUAUCGCGAGGAGGCCGAGAAGCUUCAUCGACAGCUUGACCGGGUUGUUGCCAUUGCGACCCUACACGCAACGACGACUACCCUGCAAAACACCCAAGGUAUCGAGAGGCAGUCGGAAGACAUCAUGCGUGCGGUGAAGUACAACAUAUCAAUCACCUUCUAUAGUGUUUGCCUGACACUGUGCGUCCAGNNAUCCUUGAGUGACAAAGUCAAUUUCGUCCUCAAAAGAAUUGCGCCAACAUCCACAUCUGAGAUGGAUCUGGACUAUCUCGCGACACUAUCGCACACUAGCUUCAAUGCUCCGGAUACACUUAACCGAAUCAUUGUAGAUCUAGAUCGAACCGAGUCGCCAGAUGAUAUGCUUCAGCUCCUCCACCAGUUUUCGCAAAAGAUGGAGUAUUUGAAAAUGAGGGACUCUGGCGGAGUGCGCUCAGAAGCUAGGCAUCAGGUACCGAGUAGCCAAGGUUCUGUAACAACCGAACGAAUCAUACCCGUCCUCCAGCUUCUGGACAGUGCCCGCAGCGUUGCGAAUACUGCACUUGGUCUCCCUCGCACGCAGAGCCGUGUUCAUGGGCGGUCCCCGAGUGCUAGCCUGGGAGCUCGUGCCGAUGAUUGGGAUGUCUUCGGGCAGUGGCUCAAGUGGCACAUGCUGCAUCCUGAACCGUGGCCCCUCGCUACAUGGCCCGUUACUAUUGUUCUCGAAAACAAGCGAACAUUUGAUGUGCUGUUGGAGAUAUUGAUCUCCCAUACUGGAGUUGUUGAGAAGCUUCGAAGUAAGACGAGAGAUCAAAAGUUCACAAUCUACCAUGUACCACAUGGUGGCGCGCACCAAACCAACGCCUUUGUUCCAUGGAUCGACAACACUCGUGUACAUAAAUCAAGCAUAAUUGAGUCCAGGCUGCAAUUCAAGGGCUCGCAUCAGGUUAUUGUCAAGGAUGAAAAGGCUCACAGAAGCACGAUCUACAAUAUGAGGCCAGUGUAUCGCUUCGAUGAACCCGAAGGAGAUUUGCGGCAGGUACAGGAACAGCUGCUUGANAAAAGCGUAGUCGCGACCUUCGACGUUGUAAGGAUAUCAACUCGUGCUGGCCAGGACCACUGCGCGUCCGAGACAUUACGUAUGCUAGAAGAUGCAGAGAGACAAAGGUCACUCUUGUACUAUGCUCAUAGGAUGCCAUCAAAGUCCGCUACAUCGAGCUCUGGCUUUGUUGAGUGGUCNUUGUCAACAAUCGGUAGCAUCGAUUCUGUUCUCUCACAUGAUUCAACGUCGAGCGAGGAUUUACACAUCAACAUCAUGCAUCGAAUCAAAGCCCUCGAUUGCGAAUUUUAUGACCAAGAAGGUGCGGUUGCAUUGCUUCACUGCGGCAUCUCAAUACUGAUUCAGAGAGCAGAUCGUCAAGCAUUCGAAGAUUUGUGCAAGCCAUCGUCUGCACCUAAAUUCCGAAUGCCGUUUCGACCAAGAGAUCUGGGUGUGGGCUCACCACUGGCAGAGUUAGAUAUUGGUCCACCACUCGCAGAACUGGAAGGAUGA